This is a messenger RNA of Chaetomium strumarium, 683 nucleotides long. RefSeq lists its product as uncharacterized. Bases 151 to 567 code for a protein of 138 amino acids. The record is from RefSeq and is a predicted model, not a curated record. The transcript has 2 exons. NCBI's taxonomy places the organism in Eukaryota, Fungi, Ascomycota, Sordariomycetes, Sordariales, Chaetomiaceae.
UACAGCUUGAAGUUCAUAUGGACCACGCCGGUCACUCUCCUUGGCUUUGUCCUCGUUCUUGCUGUUUGGUUGCUUAUCCGGUCACACCCCUGGUUACACCUCCGGGAAAGCCCCGAGAAGCGCCGCGAGUUUUGCAGAUUUCUUUCACUUAUGGCGGUCGAUCUCAUAGCGGUUAUAUUGUUAAUUGUCAGCAUUGUGUACGAUUGGGAAGCCCAGUUUCUGGUUCAGUGUUUGCUUUGUAUGGCUGGCAAUUUAGAGAAACUCGAGCAGUUCUUUACGCCGCCACCUCCGAGUGCUCUGUUUGACUUCGACACACCUUCAUCAGAUUUGGCGACAGCACGCAUUCAAGCUUCGUGGUGGAACGCGAAGGCCGCCAUUUACAUGCCGUUUAUCCGUCGUUUCUGCGACAACACUCACGCUUUUGGCGACUGGCAUUCCGAGGACUUGGAGAAGGUGAAACGAGGCGUUUUUGCUCUAAUCGGGAGCUUGAGAGCGUUCUAUGGUGUUUCCGGGGAGCUAAUGAUAAUGCCCAAUGUUGCUAGCACCGCUUACUUACAGCCUUUCUAACAUCUCUGCGGGAAUUCGCGCGUGGUUGCACUCCCAGCUUAAUCGACGUUGUAGCGUGGGAUGCUCUUCGGUUUUCUAGCAGUACAUUUGGAGACCUCGAGAAUGAGGCUGGAGGU